Acanthosepion pharaonis is the source of this 1668-nucleotide messenger RNA. The record is from the annotation of a GenBank genome assembly. Lineage: Eukaryota; Metazoa; Mollusca; Cephalopoda; Sepiida; Sepiidae.
AUGAACAUGGCGGAUUUUCUGUUCGUUCGUUCGUUCUUUCUUUCUUUCUUUCUUUCUUUCUUUAUUUUUAUUGCAGCCAUUCACUAUGUCACUCCUCUUUUGGGAAUCUAUCUAUCUAUCUAUCACACUAUAUAUUGGGCCUUAUCUUUCUGGAAUACGUCCAUUGUCCAGCGCAAAACUUACCGUAAGCAAAACAGUCCGAAAUCGAACUUCGCACCUACGGACUUCCCGUUAAAUACACGAGAAUUCGAAAUCGAUACCGAUCUAAACAGCCGUGAAGAAAAAGAUCUCUUAAUUGACGCGCUUCUCAUGUUUUAUCGAAUUCUCUCGCCCGAAAGUCUCGUUACAAAGAAAGCCUUUUAUUGCGUUGUCUUAUCUCGUUGCCCUGACGUCGACAUUAAAACUAGGUUUACCCUCUUAAAUCACGUGAUGCGUUUAAAUGCUUCGGUUACUCAACAAGACGACCGAGAGAUAUUUUAUAGCUGGCAAGUCCUUGUUAGAUUAACUAACAAGUAUUUUUGCAUUAUAGAAAAUACUGGUACGACCAUCGAAGAAAUUUCAGAAUUGACAACAGAAUUCAUGGAAACGAUCCGAGAUUACGUAAAGCCAUUUUUACGAAGCAAUCCCCGCCGUAUCUUGCUCUACGUAGAGAAAUAUAAAUCCCUGCAGACAAUGGGAUUGAGAUAUCUUCAAUAUCUCGUCAAUGAAACCUCGACUCCAGAAUACAGGUCUCUAGCUGUUUCUCUGGCAAAAGCGCUUUGCAAAGAUGAUUUGGAAACUAGCACAACUGUACUUCACUUGGCGGUUUCGAAGAAAAUGUCGUGCGGUGUUGUUGAGCUGUUGAUUGAAUGUGGUUCUGAUGUCAAUGCCGCAGACGAAAAAGGAAACGCGCCUCUUCAUUUACUUAUCGAAAGACCUCGCACUGAUCCUGUACGGGAAGAAAUCGCCAGGGUUCUCGUUCGGGCAGGAUGCGAUCUGAAUGCUAAAAAUAACUCUAACGUUGUUCUUCGGCAACAUUUUGGUACUCUUCAGACAGAAAGUGACGUGGACGUACCUCCGUCUCCCCACAUUCAUCUAUCUAUCUAUUCAUCUAUCUAUCUAUCUAUCUAUCUAAUUAGAUCUCCCCUCACAUUCAUUCAUCUAUCUAUCUAUCUAUCUAUCUAUUCAUCUAUCUAUCUAUCUAAUUUGAGUCUCCCCACAUCUAUCUAUCCAUCUAUCUAUCUAUCUAUCUAUCUAUCUAAUUUGAGUCUCUUCACAUCCAUCCAUCCAUCUAUCCAUCCAUCUAUCUAUCUAUCCAUCCAUCCAUCCAUCCAUCUAAUUAGAUCCCCAUCAUAUCUAUCCAUCUAUCUAUCUAUCUAUCUAUCUAAUUUGAGUCCCCUCACAUCUAUCUAUCUAUCCAUCCAUCCAUCCAUCCAUCCAUCUUCAUUCAUCUAUCUAUCUAAUUUGAGUCCCCCAUAUCCAUCAUCCAUCUAUCCAUCCAUCUAUCCAUCCAUCUAUCUAUCCAUCAUCCAUCUAAUUAGAUCCCCUCAUAUCUAUCUAUCUAUCUAUCUAUCUAUCUAUCUAUUCAUCUAUCUAUCUAUCUAUCUAUCUAAUUUGAUUUUCUCAUAUCUAUCUAUCUAUCUAUCUAUCUAUCUAUCUAUCUAUCUAUCUAUCUAUCUAUCUAUCUAA